Messenger RNA from Mercenaria mercenaria, 1578 nucleotides. Its product is annotated as targeting protein for Xklp2 homolog. The transcript has 12 exons. NCBI's taxonomy places the organism in Eukaryota, Metazoa, Mollusca, Bivalvia, Venerida, Veneridae. The record is from RefSeq and is a predicted model, not a curated record. The annotation marks the transcript as partial.
ACAAAUUUUUUGGAAGUGCGCUGUAAUAAAUAAAACUUUAAUUUUGGUGAAAGCAAAUAUGGAGAACGAUAACGGGUGGGAUUUCAAUGCUCCACAAUAUGUAGACUUUUCGGGAGCACAGGUUUUAGAUGAUGAUGACAAUGCUGACGAAUAUUUCGACUAUGACCAUGAAAAUGGCGUUCCUGUUAAUAUAGAAAAUGACACAAAUAAUGGAACCAUUGAUGGUGCCCUGUUCAAUGAUGUUUUCUCUACACCACAGAGUGAGAUGAGACAGACACGAGCAUCAGCUAACGCAAAAAAUCAAGCAGUGUCAGGGACCCCAAAAGCUGGUACACCCAAGAGAGUUGUGAAGUCAUCAGGAUCAGGAACACCAAAUGUUGGCACACCACAGAGGGUGGCACGUUCCAAAUCAACUACAGGUACACCCCAGAGAGUUCCAAGGUCAAAAACACCAUCUGGUGUAGUUAACAAUGUGGAAGAUAGUGCAACACCUGAACUACGAAGGAAACCGGAACAGACUGCUCGAGUUACUAAAGAUGAAGAAAAAAUGCAGACACCAAGCCCAAGAGUGACUCGCUCAGGAAAAAUGAUCACACCUAAUACUGUUGAAAAACACUAUGAAGCAAUACAGAAGAAAAAACUACCACCAAAUAACAUAUGUACAAACUUGGAGGAAUGGAAAAAGAAAACCACUGCUGCCAAAACAUCACAAAAUCACAAAGAAAAACAGGUAGUUAAACCAGGAGUGAAACGACAGCACAGAUCACUUGAAAGGUCAGAUUCAUUACCAAGGAGACAGAAGCCAGUUGUUCCAGAGCGAGGUCGAACACCGAACAAACAGGCCAGUGGUCUUGCACGAAGCAGCUCUUUCUCAACAAUAAAUAAACAGUCCAGUAAUGAUAGUGCAAGGCGCAAGAAUCAUACACGCGGCCUGUCUGGAGAACGUCCAUCCCAGAGAACCAGAUCUGGAUCCAACAGCUCUGAAACUGACAGAGGCAUAACUAUACCAACCACUCCAACUUUGUUAAAACGUAAACCCAUCAAGAUGCAGGCACAGGGAGCUGUGAAGAAUUCAGAACAACUUGAGAUUGAGAAAAUCUCCUACUUCAGACAGGAACUAGCAAAGAAACGUAAACUUGCGCAAGAGUCUUGUAAAGUAGCUUUAAGUGCAAAAGCACCAGCUUGUGUAGUGCAAACAAAAGAGUUAACCAAGCCUGAAGGAUUUAAGUUUGAAACUGACUCUAGAAUAAAAACUCACAAUAUGGAGACGAGACACGAUAGUGAUGUCAAGGAUUUUGCUACUUCCCUGAGAUCUGACAAAGGAAAACAGCCAAACAGCUCAUCAAAGCAUACUAUAACGAAGCCUGAACCUUUCAAACUGUCUGCACAACGGAAGAGGAAGUUACCUGACCUUGAUGAAAAACAAGCCGAGAAAUAUGAGUCUAUGGCAGAGAGACUCGCUCAGUUUACCAAAACGCCUGACAGGUUCAGGUCCAAAUCAAAGGGUAAGAAAUGGAAGAAAAUGUCUUUGGAUCAGUGUGUUGAUAAAGACUUUGAAGUUGGUGACAGUCUUUUUGU